AUGUUUUCCUUCGGCCUCGUGCUUCUGGAGAUCAUCACUGGCAAGAGAGCGGUCCUGUCCGACGAGCUUGACGAGGACAAAGAGACUCUGGUCUCUUGGCAGACAUCCUUAGUGGACAAUGAUGACAACCAGGGCAUCCACCACGACGACGACGCUCCGCACAUGGUCCAACUCGGCUACAACCUCCUCUACCGCGUAGAGCGGCCGCGGUUAUCUGCAGCAUCAAGUACAGCCUCCUCUCCGAAAAUCUCACAUCAAUAUCCGGUGGCGAAGCAUGAGAACUGGAUGGCUCAGUAUGGCCGUGUGUACAAGGACACCACUGAGAAGGCACGUCGGUUCGAGGUUUUCAAAGGCAACGUCGAGUUCAUUGAAACAUUCAAUGCCCAAAAUCACAAGUUCUGGCUUGGCGUCAACCAAUUUGCUGAUAUCACAAAUGAUGAGUUCAAGACAACCAACACAAACAAGGGAUUCAAAGCAAACUCCACGAGAGUUCUUUCUUCUGGAUUCAGGUAUGAGAAUUUGAGUUUGGAUGCCCUUCCAGCAAUGAUGGACUGGAGGGCCAAGGGAGCCGUCACUCCUGUCAAGGAUCAAGGCCAGUGUGGCUGCUGUUGGGCAUUUUCUGCUGUUGCCGCGACAGAGGGCAUUGUAAAACUGAAAACCGGGAAGUUGAUCUCACUGUCGGAGCAGGAGUUGGUUGACUGUGAUGUUCAUGGUCAAGAUCAAGGCUGCGAGGGAGGACUCAUGGAUGAUGCCUUCAAAUUCAUUAUCAAGAAUGGAGGCCUUACUAUGGAGUCAAGCUACCCAUAUACUGCAGCUGACGGCAAGUGCAAGGCUGGAUCCAACAGUGCCGCAACCAUCACCGGCUUUGAGGAUGUGCCUGCCAAUAACGAGGGUGCCCUUAUGAAGGCGGUGGCAAACCAACCAGUGUCUGUAGCUGUGGACGGAGGAGACAUGACGUUCCAAUUCUACUCUGGUGGGGUGAUGACUGGGUCCUGCGGCACUGACUUUGACCAUGGAAUUGCAGCCAUUGGAUAUGGAAAGACUAGUGAUGGCACGAGCUAUUGGUUGAUGAAGAAUUCAUGGGGCACAACUUGGGGCGAAAAUGGGUACUUGAGAAUCGAGAAAGACAUUGCAGACAAGAAGGGCAUGUGUGGUCUUGCCAUGGAGCCUUCUUACCCAACAAAAUAG
Messenger RNA from Triticum dicoccoides, 1188 nucleotides. Its product is annotated as senescence-specific cysteine protease SAG39-like. The transcript has 4 exons. Gene Ontology annotation, molecular function: cysteine-type peptidase activity. The coding region runs from base 1 to 1188 and encodes 395 amino acids. The record is from RefSeq and is a predicted model, not a curated record. NCBI's taxonomy places the organism in Eukaryota, Viridiplantae, Streptophyta, Magnoliopsida, Poales, Poaceae. Gene Ontology annotation, biological process: proteolysis.